Molecule: messenger RNA, 4645 nt
Organism: Chara braunii
Lineage: Eukaryota; Viridiplantae; Streptophyta; Charophyceae; Charales; Characeae
Source: the annotation of a GenBank genome assembly
UCCGUCGGACCGAAGUUAUUGUUGACGUCAUGCAACCGAAGCAAGCGGCAAUGGGGAGAGAAGGAAGAUGGAAUGGCCAAGUUCGCCGACGUUUUGGCGGAUGAGUACUCUUCCGACAAGUGACGGCCUGCCUGGAAGCAAAAACAAGCAGCGUUGUGUGUGUGUGUGUGUGUGUGUGUCUGUGUGAGGGGGGUGGAGAGAGAGAUGUAGAGCGACACAAGAGGUGGAAAAAGCCGGGCAACCUGCUGUCACAUGGCCAAGAGAGCGGAGGGAGAGUGGAGUAGAUGUCGGGAUCCAACCUGGUCGGAAGUCACCAAGCAGCAACUGAGGAGACUGUCGAGAUCGCGACUGGCCUGCGGAAGCGACGAAAUAUCGCCCGACCAACUAUGCCACUCGUCCUCCGCCCAAUCCCGUCCUGCUGUCUCUCUGCGGGGAAUAAUCUGCCAAUCAGGCCAGAACUUACCACCUCUAGGAAGAAUUCGGCAGGAGCCACGAUCGUGAUCAUCUGAGUGCACGCUGCCGCGAACCUUGCUACCUACGGUAGUCGCGCAGGUGGGGGGGACCACGUGGUGGGCAGUGGCGUGUCUCCUCGAUAGCACUACGUUCUAAUCUCUGCGCCACAUCAGCCACGCCGCGGAUGGACUGUCAAACAUUCGCCGCUCUCCAUCGGCCGUCUCGUCAUUACCUAUUCCCGCCAUCCUCCGCGGGCGGGGAGGCCUCGUGCUCCACGUCAGCAUCUUCUUUUUCUGUGCCUCGCCCGCCAUCUAGGGUGACGUACUCAUAUGGUCUGCGCUUAGCGUCGCGUCAUGGAGGAAGGACACGUGGCAUCACUGUACCCAGCGUCCCUUCCAAUGGGCGAGUUACGAGGUCGGCGGUCGCGGCGAUUACUGCGGGCUUCCGCCGGCGGCCGAUCGCGGAACAAGGAAAACCAGAUAGCGGGGGAGCAGUAGGGCGGCGAUUGCCGCGAGCCUCCGCCCGCGACGGCGGAACGGCAGGGGCGCGCCGGCGAUGGGGUGGUAGUGGUUGUGAUGGUGCAAUGCCGGCGCCUGGGUGGAAGGCGACCACGGAGGGGAGCUGUCGCGAUCACGGCGCACGUGGUCGCAGGGCGCCGUCGUACGCGUGGCGGUUUCCGGCCCUCGGGGACCAAUGCCACGUCAGCAUCACGGUUGCCUGGCCAUCGAUCCUGCAAGAGGACAAAUCUCUACCUAGCCGGCGGUGGCGGCGCGCACUUGCUUCCGCUUGUGCGGCGGCUCUGCGCCGGCCCUCAUCGCCGCCGUCGCGGCCAUCCCAAUCCCACUCGUCAUCACUCUCAUGCUCGUCAUGUCUGAGCUGGACUAAUGGGAGAGCGAGUAGAGUUUCAUUAUUGCGACGGAGGCGAUAUGUCGACCCGUUCCCCGGAGGAGGCUACAAAGAGAGGUGGCGACGGCGAUUGGGCCAGGGCCAUCCCGACUCCGCCCAUCUCCUCGUUGCGCGGGCGCUGGGGGAAGGGGGCGGGGAAGGGUUGAUAGGGGUUGGAGAGGCAGAUAAGGGCCUCCCUUUCGGCAAGCGGGCGAGUAUUGAUUCCGACCGACUUCCGCGUGCGGUCAGAGAUGCGACGAUGAAGGCAGUGGAUGAGUUGGGGAGGAAGGUUACGGUUGGUGACGUGGCGUCACGUGCGGGACUCAAGCUCAGCGAGGCGGAGAUGGCGUUGCGCGCCUUAGGCACGGAUGCCAACGGCUAUCUUCAGGUCUCAGAGCAAGGAGAUGUGCUGUAUGGAUUUCCCUCCAAUUACCGGAACAUCUUGAAGGCGAAAUCGUUGUCCCUCAAGUUGGCCCCAGUGGUCGCGAAGUUGAAGGAAAUGGGAUCAUAUCUGGUGCGGGUGACUUUCGGGACGACUUUGCUAGCCUCCAUUGCGCUCGUGUAUACUACCAUCUUCGUCCUACUGUCCUCCAAGAGCGAUAGUGACAACAGGAGCAGUAAUCGGAAUGGAUUCCGCAGCAUGGAACGGAGGGGGCCUGUCCUGUAUGUCAAUCCCUUUGACGUUUUGUGGUACUGGGAUCCCUACUACUAUCAGAGACGUCGGAUGAGGAUGAGGGAAGCAGGUGGGUCGAUGAACUUUUUUGAGGCUGUCUUCUCCUUCGUCUUUGGAGAUGGAGAUCCCAAUGAAGGAUUAGAAGAGCGACGUUGGCGACAGGUAGGCGAGCUCAUUGCUUUGAAAGGCGGCGUCGUGACAGCGGAGGAACUGGCUCCGCUUCUUGACCCGCCUCCUGUUACGAGGGACAGGGACGGUAGCCUCCAGCGGGCCAGUGAUGAUGAAUCUUUCGUUUUGCCUGUGCUCAUGCGGUUGGAUGGCACGGCCGACGUAGACGAACAGGGCAAUCUACUGUACAGGUUUCCGGCUUUGCAACGUACAGCCAAGGAUGCAUGGGACUGGCCCCGCAUGAACGAGGACAGCGGAGGAUCAAGCGAUUAUUUUCAAGAAAAUCGAUGGGAAUUCAGUGGUGCUACCUCUCUUCAGCAGGCGUUGGCAAUAGGCCUGGGGGCGGUGAACCUCAUCGGCGUCGUCAUUCUUGCGAGCAUGCUAAGGAACCCUGCCACCAUCAUGCAAAUACGAGCAGGGGGCUCUCUGUCGGGGAGUUUUAUCCCGUUUGUAAGUCAGACUCUUCCAUUUCUACAGGCAUAUGCUGCUUCCUUUUUUGCGAUACCUGCAAUACGUUGGCUUCUGCUGAAGAAGCGUAAUGCGGAGAUUGACAAGAGGAACAACACAAGACUGGGUUGGGCUGUACACGUUGGACGACCCACUGCGCCGCUCCGUCGGAAGCUGCUAAAUGCGCGGCAGCAAGCACAGCGCAUCACAAUUGACAAAGAUCAAAUCAUAUACACAACAGAGAAGGAUAUUUUGGAACAAGAUCUGGAGGCCGUGGAGUGGGAGAGGAGGCUGAGGGAGCGGGAACAAGCCAAGGAGUAGGGUUGAGUUGAUGAGUCACGCGCCGUGUUUGUUCUUCUUCAACUUCUCAAAUGGAAGUCUGACUGCUGGUAUCCUCCUCUUUUUCAGCCCUUGUCCAACUUCACGUGAUCCAGCUUUCCGCAUUGGUCCUAUGUCCUUCCGAUUGAUUCAGCGACUGUUCCAGCUUCAGAGCUUCAGGUCCUGCUUCUCAAUAUCUAUAAGAUACAAUCCAAGCCAUCCAUCCGAGUCCUGUUUCUCGCCAACAGUCCAUUCUAACGACUUGGGAUUCAAAUCCUAGUCCUGUUUCUCAUGACCUUUCAGGUUAUGACAUGUUCUUUAUUACCACGAUGUGGACUGUCCUGUGAUGUGGAGAGAGAGAGAGAGAGAGAGAGAGAGAGAGAGAGAGAGAGAGAGAGAGAGGAGACAUUCUUUUUUAAAACGAAGCAAGGAUCAAUUAUCUUGCUCUCCUGGCUGUGGAACUGUCAACGGAAAAAAAAAAAAAGGAGACUGUCGAGAUUAAGUCUGGUGGGAAAUCGCCAGACAACAGCUGAGGACAUUUGUACCUUUUCAGAAAGUUUCGAUAACGCUGAGCGGCCAUAUUUUUUUUUUCUUUGCUGGCUUUGUAUAUGCGGACGUAGCCACUCUCAGGGAUGUAGUAAUAGACUCAUCAUGGAAAACAAAGGGGGAGGAUAUAGCAAUCAUUGUAAGGCCAGCGAUUUAUAAUGAUCGAGAUUUGAAAAGGCGUCGUAGGGUAAGAGUCUGUGACCAGGGGGGCAAGUCCCACUUGGCCGAAUUCUUCAUUUCCGGCCCUCACAUCUUCGUAAUGCUGAGGAUAUGGGUAAGUGAGACUUGGGGCCUCGCCGCACUACUCACCAAAUAUGGUGUUCGGUGAGGUAGUGGGGCUGCACUACCUCACCAAUUCCCAUUCGUCAGAAUGCAGUCAGAAUGUAGUCAGAAUGUAGUCCGAAUUCGUGCGGAUUUUAGUUGGUGAGGGCUCACCAUAAAUGCACGGAAUCCCAGCCUGCAAAUCGUUCAUUUGGUAGGAGCUUUUGGGCACGCACACACGAGUCUGGUGAGUUUUCCACUCGUCCAGACUCCAGACUGCUGGUCGGGACAGACCUCUUGUCCUUUUCCUUUGUCCUUAGCGAUUCUGUCGGGACACGAUUCCUCCCAAAAGCGAACUCUGGGUAAGGCUCCCAGCUUGACUAAAAAAAAAAAAAGAAGUUUGCCGAGGUGGUCUGGCGAGGCCUCGGUUUGGUGAGGUUUGGGGCAUCAUCGCCACACCACUCUCGAAAUGUGAAAAAGACAAAAAUGUGGAGGGUGCAUCUGGCCAUUAUCUAGCGGAAAGUUCAUUCUCAUUUUGCACAUUUCGAGAGUGGUGUGGCGAUGCCUUUUGAGUUCUCGCCGUGUUGGUGAGGUUUUGAGUCCUCGCUGUGUUUUGGUGAGCACUCAGCAAACAUUUUCAAGAUUGGUGAGUAGUGCGGCGAGGCCCUUGGCCCCACGAGAAUAUGGGUAAGUGAGACUUGGCCCCAGGCCACUGGGUUCGUUUGCAGUUAGUCGCAGCCAGACUUAGUCCGAAGCAGUACGUUUUUAUAUGGGGAUUUUACCGGGCAGUAGUUUGAGGGCAUAGUCACACUAGAACUUCUGUAAGGAUUUCUGGAUAAUUGCGGUCGGCGACAUCGAAGUAGGGCUCUGAUUACGGUGAUAUGUAUCCUAAGA